Messenger RNA from Tachysurus vachellii, 2590 nucleotides. The coding region runs from base 91 to 1830 and encodes 579 amino acids. The transcript has 9 exons. The record is from RefSeq and is a predicted model, not a curated record. Gene Ontology annotation, molecular function: flavin adenine dinucleotide binding; NADP binding; N,N-dimethylaniline monooxygenase activity. Lineage: Eukaryota; Metazoa; Chordata; Actinopteri; Siluriformes; Bagridae.
CUGCCCUUUCUCAGUAUAGGAAGUUAGCCAAAAACAACGUAAUUUUCGACGGGCAUCUUGUCUUGUUAUAUCGACGGUAUAUCGAGAUUGAUGAACGAAGAUAAUUUCGACAUCCAUUUGUUGUCUGCAUGUAGAAAACGCAUUAUGGCUCGGAGAGUUGCUGUGAUUGGAGGAGGAAGCUCUGGACUGACCUGCAUUAAGUGUUGUUUGGAUGAAGGUCUGGAACCAGUGUGCUUCGAAAGCAGUGAUGACAUUGGAGGUCUUUGGAGAUUUAAGGAGAAUCCUGAGUUUGACAGGGCCAGCAUCUAUCAUUCAGUGAUCAUCAACACCUCAAAGGAAAUGAUGUGUUUCAGCGAUUUCCCCAUCCCUGCCCAUUUCCCGAACUACAUGCACAAUUCUUACAUUAUGGAUUACUUUUACAUGUAUGCUGAUCACUUCCAGCUCAGGCCUUAUAUCCGCUUGCAGACGAAAGUACUUAAUGUCAUUCAAAGACCAGAUUUUGCUCAGUCUGGUCAGUGGGACAUUGAGACAGAGGACAAGGAUGGGAAGAGAGAGAAACAUGUGUUUGAUGCUGUGCUCGUCUGCACCGGACACCACUGUCACCCUCAUCUUCCUCUGAAAGAUUUCCCAGGUAUAAACACUUUCAAGGGGAAAUACUUCCACAGUCGUGACUAUAAGUCUCCAGAGGAUUGGCGGAACAAGAGAGCAGUUGUGAUCGGAAUUGGCAAUUCAGGAGGCGACAUUGCUGUGGAGCUCAGCAGAGUGACCAAACAGGUUUUCCUGAGUACUCGGAGAGGCUCCUGGAUCCUGAAUCGCGUAGGAAGGAAUGGUGUUCCAGUUGAUAUGAUUCUUACUAGGGCAUUUCGAAUGAUCAUGCCUAUUCUGCCCUUCGCGGUCUUAUGCAACAUCGGAGAGAAAAGGCUCAAUGAGAGAUUUGACCAUGAACUGUAUGGGCUGAAGCCAAAACACAGAUUGUUUAGCCAGCACCCCAUGGUAAAUGAUGAUCUGCCAAAUCGACUCAUUUCUGGCACCAUUAAGAUGAAGCCAAAUGUGUGUGAAUUCCGUGGCUCCAGUGUUGUCUUUGAGGAUGGCACGAUUGAGGACAACAUUGAUCUGGUGGUGUUUGCCACAGGCUACACUUUCUCUUUCCCCUUCCUGCAAAGCCAUGUGAUCUCAGUCACAGAGAACAAGACACAACUCUAUAAGUACUUGUUCCCUCCACGUCUUGAAAAACCCACUCUGGCUAUCAUUGGCCUCAUCCAACCUUUGGGAGCCAUCAUGCCCAUCUCUGAAAUGCAAGCUCGCUGGGCCACACGUGUCUUCAAAGGGCUUAGUAAGCUUCCAUCAACGAGCAACAUGCUGAAAGAUAUUAAAGCUAAGGAAGACUCUAUGGCAAAGAGGUAUGUAACCUCACAGAGACAUACCAUCCAGGUUGAUCACCUCCUCUACAUGGAUGAGCUGGCUACGCAGAUAGGUGUGUGUCCCAACCUCCUAUGGCUGUUCCUGACUGAUCCUAGCUUGUGGCUAAGAGUCCUUUUUGGUCCGGGCACCCCAUACCAGUUUCGGCUGUUCGGUCCGGGUCAGUGGGCUGGGGCUCGUCAAGCCAUCCUCACCCAGUGGGAGCGCGUAGUCCAGCCAUUCAAGACACGCAGCGUCCUUGUGCAGGAGUCGGGUCACUCCCAUCUCCGUCUCCUCCUGUCUGUGUCUGCUGCUGCUCUACUGUCUACUGUCUACUUUAAUAGAGCCAACAUGUCUAGUUUCCUCCCAGACAUUACGUCUUUCCUAGAGAGGCUAAAAUCUCACCUGCCUCUACCAAUGGUGAGGCAGUGACCACUAAUACAGUGAUUUAUUUCAAAAGACAGGGCUUUAAUCCUGCAAGCAUCAUACAUGCAGAACCCUUUAUAAGUAAGAAAAUUACAUAAGUCAAAUUGUUUUUAACAUUUCCAGUUAAACUUAGCAUGCCUAAAGCCUUAUCAUAAAAUACAUGCUAACUAAUGAUUCUCAUUCUAAAUAUAUAAAUAGACAUAUUAUAUUCAAUAGGAGAUCUGGAGACAAUUAACAGUUACGUAUUACACAUUAUAGUGGUAGUUUAUAUGUAUUGCAUUAAAUGCUGCAGGUGCUAAUUUGUAAUGCAACAAUAACUAAUACCUCUUACAUAAUUUUUAAUAAAAUAAAAUUUAUAUUUGAAUAAAAAAUUCAUUCAUUCAUUCAUUCAUUCAUUCAUUCAUUCAUCUUCUACCGCUUAUCCGAACUACCUCGGGUCACGGGGAAUAAAAAUUUCAAUAACUAAAAUUUUAUAUCCUGAUUUUUUUUUUAAUUAAUCAUGAAACAUAUUUUUACUGAAUUACUUGGUUAUGCACAUCAUUAACACUAUAUAAACAUAAAAUAGUCAUUUCAUUUUAAUGAUGAAAGACAUUUAAUUUUUUCCAUUUUUUACCACUUCUGCACAUUGGAAAUGCUGAUGUUUUAGAAAAAAGCACAUUAUGGUCCUAUAUAUUUUCACUAAAUGAUUUAUUAUUUUUAUGGCUGUUAUUAUAGUUUUCUUUUGAUGUGCUAAUUAUAUUAAUUGUUUAAAUUCUGAGUGAAUUGC